Sinocyclocheilus anshuiensis is the source of this 4791-nucleotide messenger RNA. Its product is annotated as inositol hexakisphosphate and diphosphoinositol-pentakisphosphate kinase 2-like. Bases 17 to 4354 code for a protein of 1445 amino acids. NCBI's taxonomy places the organism in Eukaryota, Metazoa, Chordata, Actinopteri, Cypriniformes, Cyprinidae. Gene Ontology annotation, cellular component: cytosol. Gene Ontology annotation, molecular function: 5-diphosphoinositol pentakisphosphate 1-kinase activity; inositol hexakisphosphate kinase activity. The record is from RefSeq and is a predicted model, not a curated record. Gene Ontology annotation, biological process: inositol metabolic process; inositol phosphate biosynthetic process. The transcript has 32 exons.
GCCGCUGUGGACUGUAAUGUCAGAGCCCAGCAGCCCCGGCGAGAGCCAGUGCGGCGCUCCCAGAUUCUUCGUGGGCUGCGUGGAGGAUGAGAGCGAAGGCCUGGACGACUGCGCCAGCAUGAGGACAGACAUGGAGCUGUACGAAGAUUACCUGGAGGAUGACUCGCCUCCAGAGUGUCAGAUCGUGGUGGGGAUUUGCUGUAUGAUGAAGAAAUCCAAGUCCAAACCCAUGACUCAGAUCUUGGAGCGUCUUUGCAAGUUUGAGUACAUCACAGUUGUCAUCUUUCCAGAGGACGUCAUACUUAAUGAACCGGUGGAGAAGUGGCCACUCUGUGACUGCCUGAUCUCAUUUCACUCUAAAGGUUUCCCCUUGGAUAAGGCAGUGAGUUACACAAAGCUCCGCAACCCGCUGCUCAUCAAUGAUCUUAAUAUGCAGUAUUACAUACAGGAUAGGAGGGAAGUAUAUCGUAUCCUGCAGGAGGAGGGGGUAGAUCUGCCACGCUAUGCUGUGUUAAACCGUGACCCUGACAAUCCUGAUGAGUGUAACCUUGUUGAGGGAGAAGACCAAGUUGAAGUUAACGGUGAAGUCUUUCUAAAACCCUUUGUAGAGAAGCCUGUUUCUGCUGAGGACCAUAAUGUGUACAUCUACUACCCAACUUCAGCUGGAGGAGGCAGCCAGCGUCUCUUCAGAAAGAUUGGGAGCAGAAGUAGUGUUUACUCUCCAGAGAGCAGUGUGAGGAAAACUGGCUCCUAUAUCUAUGAAGAGUUCAUGCCAACUGAUGGCACAGAUGUGAAGGUGUAUACAGUAGGGCCAGACUACGCUCACGCAGAGGCUCGUAAGUCCCCUGCUCUCGACGGGAAAGUUGAGCGAGACAGUGAAGGCAAAGAAAUCCGCUACCCAGUCAUGCUCACUGCUAUGGAGAAGCUUGUGGCCCGUAAAGUGUGUCUGGCAUUCAAGCAAACAGUGUGUGGAUUCGACCUCCUCCGAGCCAAUGGCCACUCGUAUGUGUGUGAUGUUAACGGAUUUAGCUUUGUGAAGAAUUCCAUGAAAUACUAUGAUGACUGUGCUAAGAUCCUGGGAAAUAUUGUGAUGAGGGAGCUGGCUCCACAGUUCCAGAUCCCUUGGUCCAUACCUACAGAGGCAGAGGACAUUCCUAUUGUACCCACUACAUCAGGGACCAUGAUGGAGCUGCGCUGUGUGAUAGCUGUGAUCCGUCAUGGAGAUCGUACACCAAAGCAGAAGAUGAAGAUGGAAGUUCGGAAUCCCAUGUUUUUUGAGCUUUUUGAAAAAUACGGUGGGUAUAAAACAGGCAAGCUGAAGCUAAAGAAACCCAAACAACUGCAGGAAGUUCUGGACAUUACCAGGACACUCUUGACAGACAUAGGACAGCAUACUGACUGUGAAAUUGAGGAGAAGAAGUCCAAGCUCGAACAACUAAAGACUGUUCUAGAAAUGUAUGGCCAUUUCUCUGGAAUCAAUAGGAAAGUGCAGCUAACCUACCUUCCUCAUGGACAGCCCAAAACAUCCAGUGAGGAGGAAGAUACUCGUAAGGAGGGCCCCUCUAUACUGCUGGUGCUGAAGUGGGGGGGAGAGCUGACUCCAGCUGGCAGAGUUCAGGCUGAAGAACUUGGCAGGGCUUUUCGCUGCAUGUAUCCUGGAGGUCAAGGGGAUUAUGCUGGCUUUCCAGGCUGCGGCCUGCUCAGGCUACACAGCACCUACCGGCAUGACCUCAAGAUCUAUGCCUCUGAUGAGGGCAGAGUGCAAAUGACUGCUGCUGCCUUUGCGAAGGGUCUCUUGGCACUGGAAGGGGAACUGACACCGAUCCUGGUCCAGAUGGUAAAGAGUGCAAAUAUGAACGGCCUGCUGGAUAACGAUAUCGAAUCCCUCAGUGGCUGUCAGCAGAGGGUUAAGGCCAGACUUCACGAGAUCAUGCAGAAAGAUGAAAUCUUCACAGAAGAAGACUUUGACAGGCUGGCUCCAACAUGCAGCAGCUCUCUGGUGAACUCUAUGAAGGCUGUGGAGAAUCCAGUAAGUACGUGUGAUCAAGUCUACACCCUUGUCCAGAGCCUAACCUCACAGAUCCACAAAAGACUUGAAGACCCCAAAUCAGCAGAUUUACAGCUGUACCACAGCGAGACACUGGAGAUGAUGCUGCAGCGCUGGUCUAAGUUGGAAAGGGACUUCCGCAUGAAGAGUGGCCGCUACGACAUCAGCAAGAUUCCUGACAUUUACGACUGUGUUAAGUAUGACGUGCAGCACAACAUCUCUCUGGGCCUGGAGGACACAUACGAACUCUUCAAGCUCUCUAGAGCACUAGCCAACACUGUCAUACCACAGGAGUACGGCAUUAAUAAGGUGGAGAAGCUGGAUAUUGCGUAUGCCUACUGUCUGCCUUUAGUGAAGAAGAUUCAGCUUGACCUUCAGAGGACACAUGAGGAUGAGUCUGUAAACAAGCUGCAUCCACUAUAUUCACGUGGAGUGCUGUCACCAGGCAGGCAUGUCCGAACUCGGCUGUAUUUCACGAGCGAGAGUCACGUCCACUCACUGCUUAGCAUCUUCCGUUAUGGUGGCCUAUUGGAUGAGGAGAAGGACCAGCAGUGGAAGAGAGCCAUGGAUUAUCUGAGUGCAGUGUCUGAGCUCAACUACAUGACCCAGAUCGUCAUAAUGCUCUAUGAAGACAACAAUAAGGACCCAUCCUCUGAAGAACGCUUCCAUGUGGAACUGCAUUUCAGCCCUGGGGUCAAAGUAUCUGAGGAGGAGAGUGCUCCAAUGGGCUUUGGCUUCCGACCAGCCUCUGCUGAAAAUGAUCAGAAGCAAACAGACCCUGGUAGUUUGGAAAAUCUCAUACAAGAUGAGCCUGACCGCGCUUUGCCCCUUUCAGAGGCCAUCAGCACCCAGAGGAAAUCGCCUCUGAUCCGGAACCGCAAGACUGGCUCCAUGGAGGUCCUGUCAGAAAGCUCGUCCUCUAAAGGGGGCAGCUAUCGCCUCUUCCCCUCCUGCUCACGUCAGUCUCCAGAGAUGAAGCAGAGCGGAUUAGGCUCUCAGUGCGCUGGCCUCUUCAGCACCACCGUCCUGGGGGGCUCCUCUAGUGCCCCCAACCUUCAGGACUACGCACGCACACACCGCAAAAAAUUCUCCUCGGGCAGUUUGACCUAUAAAGACGGAAUCCAAAAAAGUUUGAAGCAAAAACAUGAGUUGUUGUCUAUGCCGGCAGUAAAGCGAUUUUCUGUGUCGUUUGCAAAGCAUCCGACUAAUGGCACACAGGAUGACGCUUCUGCCAUGGCGGUUCAACCACCUCUAUGGUGGUCUGGCUCAGAACCCCUGGAAGAGCACCAGGUAGCCCAGCUGCUGAGGCGCUUUUCCACCGACCCCAAUAUUGGCCACCCGUUCUGUUUGGACAGUGCUUUUGCCCACCACCUCCAUCAGUGCUCCUACCAUCUCCGCCUCUUCCGCAACUGGUUAAUCUCUGGCCAGGACCCACUAGAGUACCUCUACGGUUUUGAAGGCUGCUCCAUGGUGCCUUCCAUCUACCCCCUCGAGACCCUCCACAACUCACUCUCACUCAAACAAGUCAACGAGUUCCUGACGACUAUGUGUGAGAAUGCAGGAGAUUCCCACACCAGGACAACCAGAGCUCUCUCAGCCAUGUUUGACUCCCAGAACCAGCCCACAGGGGACUCUUACAUCCCUCACAGAGUGCUGUCCUCCUCUGUUUCACUGCGCCAGCGUUCUGAUCGGCCACCAUGGUACAGCAGUGGUCCCUCCAGUACGGUGUCAAGCGCCGGCCCUUCGUCUCCCACUACUGCUGACACCUCCCCACGCUUCAGCUUCAGUGAGAAGAUCACCCUCACACCGCAGAGCAGCGAGGAGAUCCACCCAGCCCCUCACAACAACAUCCACUAUGUGUCCUCCACAUCUGCACUCAGCAGCACUGAAACCAGCCUCCCUUCUGAGGACCCCCACCCGUCAAUACCAUCUCCCAUCCUGGAGAGACCCAGUGAAAUAGCAGUGGACGGCACAGACUCUGCUGGCCAGUGUCUGACAGAGAGCCCCUGCUGUGACGAAGCGCCAAGUCCGGCCCCUGCGGAGCCCAGUGCUCCUUGCUCACACUUGGCCGACAGUCCGCCAACGGAGUCCUUCUGUGGGCUGCCCGGCUCUCUGCCUGUGCUCCUGGAGCUCAGAGAGAGCAGCUCAGAGACCGGCUCCAGCGCCCAGACCCCGCUCACCCCCGAGGAGCCAGAUGAGUUCUUUGAUACGCAUGAAACGGUUGAUGUGUGGAGGGGAAGCACGGGGACCCUUCCCCACCCUGGCACUCCUCUAGAGGUGGGAGCUCCCCAUGUGCCUGAGCCGUGAAGGAAACGCAGACCGGGCAGCUCCCUCAUACCUGUGUCCUUCACCCCAUCUCAGCACGCUCUCACUGUAGUGCCUCAGACCUUCAUAGAGUCCCAUACAAGUCAAAGUGGGAUUUGCCUACGCAAUUUAAGGGAAGUUGAGGAAAUGGAGGCCCUCUCUGCGCAGAUGCUCCUGUUGAAAAUCUGCUUCCUGUGUAACGCCUCACUCUAGUCAAACGGCUAGUGAUCAAACAUAAGCUGUUAGACACACUGAAAACUUUUUCCUCGUCUCCAAAUGACUGCAUUUUUUCUUCAUUAGCUGGUCUAGAAGAUAUUUUUCAAAGGGACGUGGUAUUUGAUAUUAGUCAAGCUGAACUCUUGAAUAAUGAACUUGCAUAGCUUAAUGUAUUUUAAAGGGAUAGUUGCCCUAAAAUUAAAAUGGUCAUCAAUUACUCACCC